AUGACAACAAAUACCAAUGCACAAGCUGCCCAAGCAGAGAGAGGAAGCUUUCGAGGAAGAGGACGAGGGGGCCAGCGUGGGGGCGGCAAUCCUGGGAACGGCAUGAGCGGCGGUGUUCCGAGCGAGAGAGGCGAGGACAGGUCGAGAGGCGGGGAAUUUCGUGGUCGUGGCAGGGGCAGAGGACGGGGGAGAGGUGGACGAGGGGGCAGAGACAGAGCAGAAAGUCAAUCUCAGACAACGGCACUCACAGGCGCCCAGGAUCCAACGAACGUACACCCGCCACCGCAGCCUGGUGGAGGUGGCGUUCUUGGGAAUCGCCUGACCAAGAACGCCGAAACAAACCUCCCAGGCGAGACGAAGCAGGGUGCAGCAACCAAAGCGUGCGCACAUUGCAGGGCGGAGUCUCCGACUGUCAUCUUCACGGACGAGUCGGAGAAGAGAUAUGAGGAGUACAAGGAAGAAGACUUCUCAAGGACGGACGCCAAUCUUGGUAUCAGGUAUGAGAAGCCCGAGAUCUUCGAGGAUACUGUUCUGUUGUUGAGGUACAAUUGUCCGGACGAAAGCUGCGACGCUGCUUGUAUGGGCUGGCCUGAUCUGCAUCGCCAUGUACGGAGUGUACACCAGAAAGUGAUGUGCGACUUGUGCACCCGAAACAAAAAGGUCUUCACGCACGAGCACGAAUUGUUCACACACCAAGACCUGCGCAAGCAUGAGAAGUUCGGUGACGAUAACCCAGGCGCGAUCGACCAAAGUGGGUUCAAAGGACAUCCGGAAUGUGGCUUCUGUCGACAAAGGUUCUAUGGUGAUGACGAGCUGUAUGCGCAUUGUCGCGACAAGCACGAGCGGUGCCAUCUUUGUGAUCGCCAGACCGGUGGCAAUAAUCCGCAGUACUAUGUCAACUACGAUGCGCUCGAGCAGCAUUUCAAUCGCGACCACUACCCUUGCAUGGACCGGGAAUGCCAGGAAAAGAAAUUCGUUGUGUUUGACUCGGAGAUGGACUUGAAGGCUCAUCAGAUCGACCAGCAUCCGAAUGGGCUGACAAAGGGUCGCGAGGCGAGGAGAGUUGACUUGUCGAACUUUGACUAUCGUCAGCAAUAUCAGGAAGCACGACGUGGGGAUGGUGGACGCGAUGGGCGACGUGGAGGAGGAAGAGGUCGAGAUCCGAACUCAGAGUCGAUGGCAGCUCCUACAGGCGGACACAUGAGCCGAGCAGAAGCUGCACACCAACGAGAACGAGAGAUUCAGAGUGCCCAAUCUGUCACUGGUCGAACCUUUGGCGGACGUCUCACGCAGGCGGAGCCGCCAACACAGACAGCGCACAGGCCGGCACGCCAGAGCCCACCGAACGAGCCGGCACAGCCUGCUUUCCCGUCAUUGGGCCAGCCGACGAGUAUGCCAACUUCGCCCCGAGCGGCUGAGGCACUGACACCUGCGGAGCAGGCACGUCGUCUACGACAUGCCGCUGUGACAGAGCGAGCCGCGAACUUGCUUCGGAAUGAGAAGACAAAGCUCGACGAGUUUCGUGAGCGCAUAUCCUCAUAUCGCAUAGGCACUAUCAAUGCAGGUGAUCUGAUAGACGCGUUCUUUGCCCUCUUCGACACAUCAUCAGCCGAGCUCGGCAAGCUGAUCAAGGAGCUGGCUGAAAUAUUCGAGAUUCCAGGCAAACGUGAUGCAUUGCUGAAAGCCUGGGCCGACUGGAAGGCGGUCAAUGAAGACUAUCCUUCUUUACCUGGACCAGCCGGCGCCAACAUAACGGCAGCUGGAGUCUUGGGGCAAGGUGUGGGCACCAGCAGGGUGUUGAAGCUCAAGAGCUCAACAGCGCAGAGUGGACGGAGUGUUAAUGCCACUCCGAAAACUUGGCACGCCACAUCUGGACCCUCGAAUCGAGCUGGCGGCGCUGCCGGGCCAUCGUUUCCAUCAUUGCCUGCGGCUCGCAACGGCGCGUCAGCGAACGUUAGCGGUGCUUCGACACCUGGCUGGCUGGCUUUGCGCCCUGCAGCCGCGAGUUCGAAUACUAGCUCUGCUCGUGCAUCUCCAGCACCUUCGCGAACCCAGUCUUCGGCGAAUCUGUCGAGAGGAGGCGAUGCCUUUCCUUCGCUUCCGGCGGCGAAGAAACCUACAUCUUCCGUUUUCAGCCCCGGCUAUACUGGUGCAGGUGUUAUUAGAACUAACAGCGGUCAAGUAGUGAAUGCUUGGGGCGGUAGCAGUGGUGGUGCUGGGUCCGGGUCUACUCCUGCUUUCAAUGAGACAUCUGAAGAUGUCGCGGGCAAGGGCAAAGGCAAGAAGGGAAAGAAACAAAUCAUGUUUUCAUGGGGCUGA
Recurvomyces mirabilis is the source of this 2319-nucleotide messenger RNA. RefSeq lists its product as uncharacterized. Gene Ontology annotation, biological process: rescue of stalled cytosolic ribosome; protein ubiquitination. Gene Ontology annotation, molecular function: ubiquitin protein ligase activity; ribosome binding. Bases 1 to 2319 code for a protein of 772 amino acids. Lineage: Eukaryota; Fungi; Ascomycota; Dothideomycetes; Mycosphaerellales; Teratosphaeriaceae. The transcript has 2 exons. The record is from RefSeq and is a predicted model, not a curated record.